This is a messenger RNA of Ectocarpus sp. CCAP 1310/34, 453 nucleotides long. Lineage: Eukaryota; Phaeophyceae; Ectocarpales; Ectocarpaceae. The record is from the annotation of a GenBank genome assembly.
UGGUGCACAUGGAGCAAGCGAGCGAAGAGUAGCAACUGCAAACAAAGUUAAGCACCGCUAGAUACCACCCUUCCCUCGUACAUUUGUGGGUGGUGAGACGCAAUGGGGGCUGUGGACAAGACGUGGACAAAGAAGGAGCUUCAGGCGGAGUGCAAACGUCGCGGAAUUGCAGGGUACUCGCGCUUGAACAAGGCCUCGCUCCUUCGAGCUCUUCAGACAGGGAACAUACAAAGCAAGGGGCCCGCUGAUCUUAAUGUGGCAGAACUACGGAAAGAAUGUCGACGGCGGGGGCUGCAGGACGUCUCCAAGCUUAAAAAAGAUGAAUUGAUCCGGUUGUUGAAAGGCGAAAAACAAAAAAACUUCUUCCGGCAGCGGCACUACGCCGGGGGAGGCGAAGCCUCGAGAGGCUACGCUUGAGGAGUUGCGCGCGGAGUGCCGGAAACGCGGAAUGAC